CGCGGGAGAGAGCUUGGGUCCGCAGUCGCCGCCGCACGCCCCUGCCUGCAGCACAGCACAGCACAGCACAGCAGCGCUCCUACACCACCAGCACAGGGCAGCCCGGCUCCUAGGCUCAGCUCAGCACGGCACACGGAACAGAAAACCGCAUAAGCUGGUCACGAUGGAAGCGAUAUUUCUGCUGUUAUCUGCACUGCUGCUUCUAGUACCUGUUCAGUCUGCACCCAGCAACAACAUCCCUCCAUAUGUCAAACAAUGCCGGAUGGGUGACCCGAAGAUCAUAGACUGCUUCAUCGAGGCCUUGCACCACACGAGGCCGUAUCUGGCGAAAGGUAUCCCGGAGAUAGAGAUGCCAUCCGUGGAGCCGUUCCGCAUGGACGAGCUGUCGCUGUCGCUGACGACUGGCCCCAACGGCUACCGCGUCACCCUGCGUGACGUCGACAUCUAUGGCGCCAGCAACUUCUCCGUCGACAGGCUCAGGCUGGGCAAGAACGGCGCGCCCUUCGAGAGCCGCAUCCGCAUCCCACAGCUGCGCAUCAACGCGCGCUACACCAGCAGCGGCGUCCUCAUCAUCCUGCCAGCCUCCGGCAACGGCACCUUCCAGUCCACGCUCGGCGACAUCGUGGCAGUGGUGCGCGGCAAGGUGAGCACGCCGACGCGCGACGGCCGGCAGUACCUGCACGUCGAUACGCUGGACGUCGACCUCAGCAUCAAGACGGUGCGCAUGGCCGUCAAGAAGGUCUUCAACAACAACCGCAUACUCACGGAGGCGACCAACCUGUUCCUGCGCGAGAACGGCCACGAGGUCCUGAACGCGAUGAUGCCGCAGCUGCGCACCAAGCUGGCCGGCGUCUUCAUGAGCAUCGCCAACCAGCUGCUCAAGCACGUGCCCACAGACGUCUUCCUGCUGCCGGCGGAGCACGCGGCCCGCUGAGGACGGCGCCCUGGCCACCGCUGCCUGUGUGUGUGUGUGUGUGUGUGUGUGUGUGUGUGUGUGCUCGUAUCCAAAGACUUCACUGCUGCUGCAACUCCACUAUCGUGGCUCACAGCCGAUUAGGGGCCCCACAAGAGAGUACUUUGUCGCCUACCUCCAGGCCACCUACUGAAAACGUAUUUCCAUUCCCGUUUCUUGUACCCAGCUUCAGCCUGUGCUGUUUACAUGUACUGUUCGUGAACAAAAAAUUAUUAGUUUUUUUCAGCUCUUUCAUUCUUUGAAGUAGAGUAAGUAUUUUGUACUGACCCAUUAGUAAUUUUAUUAUUUAAAUUAAUAAAACUGUUUGUUUUUCC
Schistocerca serialis cubense is the source of this 1287-nucleotide messenger RNA. It is a transcript of the gene Jhbp1, whose product is annotated as circadian clock-controlled protein daywake. The record is from RefSeq and is a predicted model, not a curated record. Lineage: Eukaryota; Metazoa; Arthropoda; Insecta; Orthoptera; Acrididae. Bases 164 to 934 code for a protein of 256 amino acids. The transcript is spliced from 7 exons.